GAUCCUGGUAAAGAUGGCGGAGCCAAACUCUGUCCCGAGUGAUCUCUAUAAAUGCGUUUAUUCUUUCCUGCUGGAGAACAAGUUCACCAAGGCGGCUCAGCAGUUCCUCAAGCAGACUAAAGUUAUUCCACAAGAUCAAAAUGAAGAAAGUCUGGUCAACAUCUACAACUUCUGGGUGAAGUCUCCUGAGGCCAGGAAACGGAAAGCAGCCCCAGCAUCAGUUAAUGGACCAUCAGCCAAGAAGGCCAGGCCCAAGGCAGAAAGCUCCAGCAGUGAGGACUCAAGUGACUCGGAGGAGGAGAAGAAGGCUCCUGCAAAGACUGCUCUAAAGGUUGCGCCUGCCGCUGCAGCGGGUAGCAGCACGAGGAAGAAGGACAGCAGCUCUAGCAGCGAAGAGUCGGACUCUGAAGAUGAGCAACCCGCCAAAACUCCUGCAGCAAAAGUUGUCGCAGCAGCCAAAGCAGUUGCUUCUGCUCAGAAGAAGCAGGAGAGCAGCAGUGAAGACAGCUCUUCUGACUCUGAGGAUGAACCACCAGCAAAGGCUCCUGCUAAAGCUGCAGCUCCAGUAAGCAAAGCUGCAGCACCAGUAAGCAAAGCUGCAGCACCAGUAAGCAAAGCUGCAGCUCCUGCUGAAUCCAGCAGUGAAGACUCUUCAUCUGAAGAUGAAACUCCACCAAGCAAAAAACCCAAACCAGGACCGUACAGCGCUGUCCCUCCUCCUGCCUCCAUCCAGAAGGCUCCUGCUGCAGCUGCUGCUAGCAAAGCCAAGGCCAGUGAGUCCUCAGAGAGCAGCAGCGACGACAGCAGUGAUGAGGAGGAGAAGAAGAAGGUGGCUGUAAAACCUGCUCCUGUGAAGAAAACCACCACAAAACUUCCAGCGACCAAACCUGCAGCAAAGAAGCAAGAGUCCAGUUCAGAGAGCUCCGAUUCAAGCUCAGAUGAAGAAGAAACCAAGAAGCCUGCAGCUAAAGCCACCCCGGCUAAGGCCACCCCGGCUAAGGCCACCCCGGCUAAGGCCACCCCGGCUAAGGCCACCCCGGCUAAGGCCACCCCGGCUAAGGCCACCCCGGCUAAGGCAGAGGACUCUGAGGAAGAUUCAAGUUCAGAUGAGGAGGAAGAGGAGGUGAAGAAACCUGCAGCAAAGACUCCUCCUGCCAAAUCUGCUGCUACUAAAGCUGCUGCGCCCAUCACUCCUGCUAAAAAGGAUUCUUCCUCUUCCUCGGAGGAUUCCAGCUCAGAGGAGGAACAGAAGGCAGUUAAAAAACCAGCAGCCAAACCUCCACCUGCAAAAACCGCUGCGGCAAAGAAAGACGAGACCUCGAGCUCAGAAAGCAGCUCUGAAGAUGAGGCUCCAGCAAAGCCGCCCAGUAAGGCCGCAACCCUGAAGGUCCAGCCUGCUGCCUCUAAACCCCCCACCAAGGCAGCAGAGACGAGCUCAGACUCAGAGGAUUCAUCUGAUGAAGAGGAUGAACCCCCAAAAUCUAAGCCAGCUGCUAAAGCAGCUGCUGCUGCCCCAAAGGCAGCUGCAAAGCCAGCUGCUAAAGCAGCUGCUGCUGCCCCAAAGGCAGCUGCAAAGCCAGCUGCAGCAGCAGACAGCAAACCUGCAGCAGAAAGCAGUUCGGACUCUGACUCUUCUUCUGAAGAUGAAGAACCAGCCAAGGCUAAACCAACAGCAACUAAAGCACCUACCCCAGCCUCAAAGCCUGCAGCUAAAACUGUGACACCUGCAGGAAAACAUGCAGCAUCCUCUGAAAGCAGCUCUGACUCUUCCUCUGAAGAUGAAGUAGCAGCUAAACCCAAGGCUGCAGUGACCAAAGCAGCAACCCCGGCCUCAAAGCCUGUGACUCCUGCAGCCAAAACUGGUAAACAAAAGAGCAGCUCAGAGUCUGACAGCUCAGAGUCAUCAGAGGAUGAAGCAGCCAAGAAACCAGCCACUAAACCUACUGCAGCUGGGAAGGCCACUAAACCUACUGCAGCUGGGAAGGCCACUAAACCUACUGCAGCUGGGAAGGCCACUAAACCUACUGCAGCUGGGAAGGCCACUAAACCUACUGCAGCUGGGAAGGCCACUAAACCUACUGCAGCUGGGAAGGCCACCAAACCUGCUGCAGCGAAAAAGGCAGAAGAAAGCAGCUCUGACUCUUCAGAUAGCUCUGACUCAGAAGAAGAAGCCUCUCCUGCUAAACCUGCAGCCACCAAUGGCAAAGCAGCGACUCCUAAAGCUGCAGCUCCAGUGGCGAAGGCAGCUGCUAAGCCUGCUGAGUCUUCGUCCAGUGACAGCAGCUCUGAGGAGGAAGCAGUUUGUAAAACUAGCCAAGUUAAAGCUGCUGCUGCAGCAAAGAGCAAGACGACGGCGGCAGCCAAAGCCGAGGAGAGCAGCAGCUCCUCAGGCAGUUCCUCAGAAGACGAGGCUCCGCGGAAAGCAGCCACGGCUCCCCCGACUCCCACAGCCAACAAUACAAAUGGAAAGAGGAAACGUGAUGAAGAGUCAUCAGAAAGUGAAGAGGAGGAAAAGGCAGCUGUAAAGACGCCAAAAAAUAAGAAAGUAACGACCACACCGCAGACUUUCCCCAAAGUCAACAAGAAGUCCUCCAACGUACCGUUUCGUAGAAUAGUCGAAGAACACGUAGAAGUUGAUCCCCGACUGGCAGAUAACUCCUUUGAAGCUAAGCAUGGAGCCAACGGAGACUGGGGACAGAAAGCUAACGAGGCUCUCAAGUUCACCAAAGGAAAGUCAUUCCGUCACGAAAAGACGAAAAAGAAGAGAGGGAGCUACCGCGGCGGAGCCAUUUCCACCACAGUUAACUCCAUCAAGUUUGACAGUGAUUGAUCUCUCUUAAUCCAGCUGUAACCCAGCUGUGUGCUCAGGAAUCUGUUAUUUGGUCCCUCAGCCCUUGGAGACAGUCUGACGAGCAUCACCUGAGCAACUGAGCCCGUCUGGCACUUAAUGUACUCAUCUACCUUUGGUCUUUGAUCUGAUUCGAGGUGUGAUAUUACUUAUGGCCACUAGGUGGCUGCAGGCCACCAAUUGAUGGUACAGAGCUGAAGCUUAUGUUAACCUGCCCCUCUGUCUCAAACGAUUCGUGUCCUGUAACUUUCAUUCUAUAGGUUUAAUUGUCAGUUAUCUCUCAGUGAAUGACAUCCAUCCGACCUAUCAGGCUUAGUAUGUGUUGUUUUUUUUUUGGUUUCUUUGUAAUGAAUCUGAGGUAUUGUUAAAUUUAGAUUUGAAGCAGGGAGUGUUUGGGCUUUUUUUCCCCUCUUACAAUCACAGUAAACAUUAAAGUUUUAUACUGUAUUUAUAGUGAAAUUUUAUUCCAUGUGGGAUUAUUAGAGCCACCAAUUUCUGCUCCAAGCCUUUUCUAAAGGAACUUUUGUUUUGAUCCUGUUUGUUUUGAUGUGAGAAUGCUCAUGUUAACCUUCCAUGUUGUUUAUUAGUGAUAAUGAAUUAUUUGUAAAACUGAGAGCUUUUCAGUGUAAUGUUGGAGCUUCUGGAUUUUUUUUUUAUUAUUCUAACUUUAAAUAAAAAUCUAACAUUGAAAUAA
Molecule: messenger RNA, 3542 nt
Organism: Gambusia affinis (western mosquitofish)
Lineage: Eukaryota; Metazoa; Chordata; Actinopteri; Cyprinodontiformes; Poeciliidae
Gene: nolc1
Product: nucleolar and coiled-body phosphoprotein 1
Exons: 13
Coding region: 14-2830 (938 amino acids)
Cellular component (GO): nucleolus; nucleoplasm
Molecular function (GO): protein binding
Source: RefSeq, a predicted model, not a curated record